GAAUUCGGAGCUGGGGCACUCCACUGUCAGGCUGCAAAUCAAGCAGAUGUGCUUGCUGUGAAUUUCUGUAGUGUCCGGACCAUUUUUUGUGCUGAAGGUGAUAACACCUUCCUUCCUCUGUGAUUUUUUUUCUUUUAUUUUGCAUUCUUCAUAAAGGGAAUGAAAUGGAGAAGUUGAAAAAAUAUGCAUCAGUGAAAGAUGAAGAUCAGUUUUAUCACCAGGGAGCCGUGGAGUUGCUAGUCUUUAACUUUCUGCUCAUUCUUACCAUAUUAACGAUUUGGUUGUUUAAAAACCAUCGAUUCCGCUUUCUGCAUGAAACUGGAGGAGCUAUGGUUUAUGGCCUUGUAAUGGGAUUACUUAUACGAUAUGCAACAAAAGCAUCAGACGUUGAAAGCGGAACUGUUUAUGAAUGUGAAAAGCUGGAAUCUGGGCCAUCCACCCUACUUAUCAAUAUAACUAAUCAGGUCUAUGAAUACCAAUACAAAAGAGAGAUCAGCCAUCACAAUAUCAAUGGUCACCAGGGCAAUGCAAUGCUUCAAAAGAUGACAUUUGAUCCUUCCAUAUUCUUCAACAUUUUGCUGCCACCCAUUAUAUUUCAUGCUGGUUAUAGUUUAAAGAAGAGACAUUUCUUUCGUAACUUAGGAUCAAUUUUAACCUAUGCCUUUUUGGGAACUGCCAUCUCCUGCAUUGUCAUAGGGUUGAUAAUGUAUGGUUUUGUGAAGGCCAUGGUACACAUUGGCCAGUUAAAAGCAUGGGAAUUCCACUUCACUGACUGUUUAUUUUUUGGAUCACUGAUGUCUGCCACAGAUCCAGUGACAGUCCUUGCUAUUUUCCAUGAGCUGCAUGUGGACACAGAUUUGUACACGCUACUGUUUGGAGAGAGUGUUCUAAAUGAUGCUGUGGCUAUCGUGCUGACAUACUCUAUAUCCAUUUACAGUCCUAAGGAGAAUCCUAAUGCGUUUGAUGCUGCUGCUUUCUUCCAGUCAGUGGGAAAUUUCCUGGGGAUCUUUGCUGGAUCAUUUGCUAUGGGAUCUUCUUAUGCUGUUGUCACAGCUUUACUGACAAAAUUUACAAAGCUGUGUGAGUUCCCCAUGCUGGAGACAGGUCUGUUUUUCCUCCUAUCUUGGAGCGCCUUCUUAUCAGCAGAAGCUGCUGGUCUCACAGGUAUCGUUGCAGUCCUUUUCUGUGGAGUCACGCAGGCCCACUAUACCUACAACAAUCUGUCAUCAGAUUCCAGGAUGAGAACUAAACAGUUGUUCGAGUUCAUGAAUUUUUUGGCUGAGAAUGUCAUCUUCUGUUACAUGGGACUCGCACUAUUCACAUUUCAAAAUCAUAUCUUCAAUCCUCUUUUUAUUUUUGGUGCAUUUGUGGCAGUUUUUAUAGCAAGAGCUUGCAACAUAUAUCCACUUUCUUUCCUUUUGAAUUUGGGUCGAAAACAAAAGAUUCCCAGGAACUUUCAACACAUGAUGAUGUUUUCAGGAUUACGUGGUGCAAUAGCAUUUGCAUUGGCUAUUCGAGACACAGGAUCCCAGCCCAAACAAAUGAUGUUCACAACAGCACUGCUUAUUGUGUUUUUCACAGUCUGGGUAUUUGGUGGAGGCACAACACCAAUGCUCACAUGGCUUCAGAUCAGAGUUGGUGUAGAUCCAGAUGAAGACCUCAAAGGACAAGCUGCAAGCCAGAGUACAUCUAACUCGGAUAAAAAUACAACCAAAGCUGAGAGCGCAUGGCUGUUCAGAGUAUGGUAUGCCUUUGAUCACAGAUACCUAAAACCUAUUUUAACCCAUGCUGGUCCACCUCUCACAACGACAUUACCCGAAUGGUGUAAUCCUGUUGCCAGACUUCUGACCAGCCCCAGUGCAUACGGAGAUCAACUGAAGAACGAGGACACCGGUUAUAUCAUAAAUAAUGAUGAAUUGAGUGAAAACUACGAAUCCUCUGCUCAUGCACCAGUGCCAACACAGGACAGAGCAGGCUGCACCCAGGCUACAGGCAAGGAAGAUAUUUGUGAAGGAGACCUUGGAUUAGGAACAUACAAACUCCAGCUUGAACACACAUAAUGUCAAAGUCAGCUAAAUUCACUGGCAUGAACAGUAAUUUUAAAUUGAAAAAAAAAAAAAAAAGUAAACCAAAGAAAGAAAAGAUACUACAUGAGCAAGAGACUAGAAAGUGUACUAAGCACAAAAACCUUAUAUCUUACCAAGUAAAUUCCUGUUCCUCUACAUAAAGUUUACCAUCAUUUAUAUAACUAC
Molecule: messenger RNA, 2252 nt
Organism: Cygnus atratus (black swan)
Lineage: Eukaryota; Metazoa; Chordata; Aves; Anseriformes; Anatidae
Gene: SLC9A9
Product: solute carrier family 9 member A9
Exons: 16
Coding region: 165-2060 (631 amino acids)
Biological process (GO): proton transmembrane transport; regulation of pH; sodium ion transport
Cellular component (GO): membrane; recycling endosome
Molecular function (GO): sodium:proton antiporter activity
Source: RefSeq, a predicted model, not a curated record